GUAAGCCUUCUUUGGUUGGGUUGGUAACAUUUCAUCCAAUCUCCAUUUCUAUAUAUUGUUUAAAAUGGCCUUUACACCCCCCCCCCACCAAUGAAUGAAACUAAGAGACUUUUCUCAGAUCUAAUGACUGUAGUUGGACUUCUUUAGCUGCAAGUUGUCUGUAUAAGUAAAUAUACGCUGUUAACAUACAGUAGAGGGCAGCAAUACGCCAUUGCAGCGUCUAGUCUGCCUUCUUCUAAAGAAGAAGAGGGUGAGAGAGCCCAGAGACCGUUGUUGGCUCAUUUCGUGUCAUCAUGGAGGAGAAACCUCCGUUGAAGUUACCUCUGCCGCGGUUAUUUACCAGCCCUACUAACAAAAAGGCCAAGAAAAGAAAGACCACAGCGGAGAAGGCGGCGACCAAACGGGCCGCGGAUAUCGCGAGAGCACAGACGAGAGUGAACAUCGGCUCUGCUUUCCAGCGAUGGCGGCGUUUGAAGAAGCUGAAAGGAAUGAAAACAGACGCGUCGGUCGCGCUGUUUCUGCUGGACAUUUACGACGGGAAUCAGUCGACGUCGUCACCAUGGAAACACGGCUCGGUUUCGGAGGCUGUCUCCGACCGAGACGAUGACUUCUCGGUAGCUGGAGUCCAGGAAUCAGACGUCAGCAGUUCAGACGAGACGGCUCGCCAGCAAUCGGAUGCGAGUUACAAAGCAGGACCGUCGUCCACGGCGACUCCUCCUGGCAGCAGACAUGGAGGACGGCGCUGUCAAACCCCCUCCAGUGACUCGCCGUCAGACCGGACUGAGUGGAAGGACGAGGACGAGGACGAGGACGAGGACGCGUGGGAGACGGCGAGUGAAGACAGCUGUUCUGACGAAGGUUUCCCGUCCAUCAGUCUGAGACGGAGGAAAAGAAACCUGUCUGACAGCUGAAGAGUUUCAUCGUCUAGUUCUUCAGAGGAAACAUCAUCCAAUGGAUGAACGGCGUUUUGGCGUCCGUCCCAGCGGAGCAGCGGUGGGGGGGGGCUGCCGAGAUCGCCUGGGCGACGGACUACGAGACGUUCGGGGGGCAGAACUCUCAGACAGAACGGAUUA
Molecule: messenger RNA, 1073 nt
Organism: Sander lucioperca (pikeperch)
Lineage: Eukaryota; Metazoa; Chordata; Actinopteri; Perciformes; Percidae
Exons: 6
Coding region: 294-911 (205 amino acids)
Source: RefSeq, a predicted model, not a curated record